This is a messenger RNA of Capronia epimyces CBS 606.96, 1446 nucleotides long. RefSeq lists its product as uncharacterized. The record is from RefSeq and is a predicted model, not a curated record. Bases 1 to 1446 code for a protein of 481 amino acids. Gene Ontology annotation, biological process: regulation of DNA-templated transcription. Gene Ontology annotation, molecular function: DNA-binding transcription factor activity. The transcript is spliced from 3 exons. NCBI's taxonomy places the organism in Eukaryota, Fungi, Ascomycota, Eurotiomycetes, Chaetothyriales, Herpotrichiellaceae.
AUGUCUCGCAAUGGCACUAGCACUGCUACCAACCGAUCGCGCCAGAGAGACACCGACGAGACUCGAGCGGAAAGGAAGAGAAUCCAGGACCGGCUGGCCCAGCGAGCCACCCGCGAGAGGACCAAGAACCGCAUCGCUUAUCUCGAGCAGCGCCUGAGCAGUCUCGAGGCCGGCGACAAGCACGGAGAAGUGGCCAACCUGACUCGGCUCAUGGACAACCUGCGGAGUGACAAUCAGCGUCUCCGCAAUGCCUUGGUCAAGAUGCGCAGCACCCUCGACCAAGCCCUGCUGACUACCGAGGACCCGUCCAGCAACAACAAUGACGAUGAGAAUAAGGACCGACUAGCCAUCAAGGCGUGUGGGUGCAACGUACAGUCCGAAUGUGCCUGUGCCUGUGCACAAACACCAACAGCAGUGACCCCCACCACGCCGACUGCGUUCCAAGCCCCGACGACGCCCCCCUUUCCAAGCGUCCACAGUCGCCAUGACUCGGUCUCGACCGCCACCACGGAUGUGGCGGAGGUGAUGGUCGCUGACACCGUCGACACUAAAGCAUUCGACUCUGGCGUGGCCCUCGACGUGUCGCAGCCUUCGGACGACGGCGUGGCUGGGCUCACAGGCCUGGAAGACUUCUUCGACUUCAGCCCGACCUCGCUGCUAGAGGCGCUCGAGACGGGCACGGCGCCCUUCAGUGGCUGGACUUGGUCUGCCCAGACCCCGUCGCCGUUCGACUAUCACUACCAUUUCUCGUCAUCAGAUACGGCGAUCAAGACUGCCCUGGACGUGGAAAAGUGGCACGUGUCCAACGGCGCCUUCAUCACCUGUCUCGACGCUGUCAAGAAGCGCGCCUCCUCCACCGCCACCCUGGACCUGCAUGUGCCAUUCAAAGCCGCCAUCUGGGGAUGGGAAAGUGUCGGGCCCGAGGUCCAGCAUCCCGUAUGGAAUGCCUUGCGCCAGGUCGACCAGCGCGUCUUCGGCACUUGGACCUCCAAGGCACAACGCAUUGCCUUGAUGUAUGUCUGCCAAACGCUGAUCCAGUACCGCGAGAACCCGAGCAAGGAGAACUUGGAUAGAGUUCCUGUCUUUUUGCGACCGAGGCCGUCACAAGAGAAGAUCCAACACCCGGCAGUCAUCGACUUUUUGAUCUGGCCCGGCCUCCGCGACCGGCUUGUGUUUGAAUACGAGAAAUAUACUGCGACGGGCGCCUUUUCCGCCGCCUAUGUCGCCAACUUCCACUUCCACUGGCCGUACUCGGACCGCGACAUCUUCGCCUAUAACCCGCAGCACAACCGGUACGAAGUGUCGCCCAUAUUCUUGGAAUACGCGUACAACUUCAAGAACUGGACCAUGAAGCCCGGCUUCUUCAAGCAUUUCCCCGAAAUGCAGCAUGACAUUGCCGCCACCGAGGAGACGCUCGAUCUUCCACGAGCCACUUGGACGGUGUGA